Molecule: messenger RNA, 2987 nt
Organism: Punica granatum (pomegranate)
Lineage: Eukaryota; Viridiplantae; Streptophyta; Magnoliopsida; Myrtales; Lythraceae
Source: RefSeq, a predicted model, not a curated record
AAUAAACUGCUGAUGAUGUCUUUUAACAACCUUUCCAGAACUUCCCCGCAGUCUCAUCAUCUUCCUGCUCUGCUCCACAGUCUCCCUUUGCUACCAAAAUUUCUGCGUGCAGACCAGAUCGAAUUUGACACCCAAAGCCCUAGCCAAUUGCAUAAAUCCCAUUAUGUCCAUGGACUCCGAGCCCUCUCCUUCCUCCUCCAGGGACUGGUUCUUCCCUUCUCCUUCCUACAUCCACUCCUCGGCCAAACCCCCGAAGCCCCACCGCCACCACCACCUCCAACCCGGCCGGUCCUUCACAAGCUCCAGCAGAAUCUCCCGGCCUUACCCUCUCGAUUCGAGACCCGCCCGGGCGCAGUCUCUCUGUUCCAGCCCGCCGGUGAGCUCCGCACCGCCGCCCAGGUAUGCUGGGAUCCGCCGCAGAGCUUAUUCGAGCUCGGGUCUCCGGGCGGAGAAGCGGUCGGAAGCGGACAAGAAGGAGGGCGGCAGUUCGGAAGACACUUCCAUGCCGAAAAUUGGAUGUGCCGGAGAAAAAAUGUCGUCCCAUGAUAAGGGAUUUCUGCAUUCAGGUGGACAGCUUAAGGUUCAGUGGAGGAUGGCUCUUGCAGUAGCUAUUUUAUUCACAGCGUUCACUUCUCUGGUGCACAAGAAUUUUACUUUACAUGACCAGGUCCAUAAUUUGCAGGAGCAAAUUUCUGAACUGAAUGGGAAGCUGCAAGCAUGUUGUCUAUUGGACAUCGCGGAUAUACCCAGUUCUUCGCCUGAGGAGAGUCAGCUUAGUAUUAACAAAAGGCUAAAAAAUGUAGCUCUGAUGGGCUCACUCUCGGUAUUAUCAAUACCUAUUGUCAUAUUCAAGCUCAUUGAAAAAUUCUCGAAGUCGAGAUCCUCGGAUGGGAUGGUAGAAGAAGUUUCUCUAAACAAGCAGAUAGCAUAUAGAGCGGACGCAUUUCUGUCACUCCAUCCAUAUUCUAAGCCACUGGCUUUAUUAGUUGCGACUUUACUCCUAAUUUGCCUAGGGGGAUUGGCCCUUUUUGGGGUAACAGAUGAUAGCUUAGCAGAUUGUCUUUGGCUGUCAUGGACUUUUGUGGCUGAUUCAGGAAAUCAUGCUAAUUCAGAAGGCAUUGGUCCGAGACUGGUUUCGGUUUCAAUUAGUUUUGGCGGAAUGCUUAUAUUUGCUAUGAUGCUGGGGCUCGUUUCUGAUGCUAUCUCAGAGAAGUUUGACUCUUUGAGGAAAGGAAGGAGUGAAGUUGUUGAGCAGCAUCACACUUUAAUACUUGGAUGGAGUGAUAAAUUGGGCUCAUUGUUAAAUCAACUCGCAAUUGCUAAUGAAAGUCUGGGUGGGGGAACCAUUGUGGUGAUGGCUGAACAAGACAAAGAGGAAAUGGAGUUGGAUAUUGCUAAAAUGGAGUUCGAUUUCAGAGGAACUUCUGUCAUAUGUAGAAGUGGUAGUCCCCUCAUAUUAGCUGACUUGAAAAAGGUGUCUGUUUCCAAAGCCCGUGCUAUAAUUGUCCUUGCUGAAGAUGGAAAUGCUGACCAGAGUGAUGCCCGUGCAUUAAGAACAGUUCUAAGUCUAACAGGAGUUAAGGAGGGGUUAAGAGGUCACAUAGUGGUCGAACUAAGCGAUCUUGACAACGAGGUCCUCGUUAAACUGGUUGGUGGGGACCACAUUGAAACUGUGGUGGCCCAUGAUGUCAUCGGCCGUUUGAUGAUUCAAUGUGCCCGACAGCCUGGACUAGCACAGAUCUGGGAAGAUAUCCUCGGGUUUGAAAACUGUGAGUUCUACAUCAAGAGAUGGCCGCAACUGGAUGGAAUGCAAUUUGAGGAUGUUUUAAUUAGCUUUCCUGAUGCCAUUCCAUGCGGAGUCAAAGUCGCGUCACUUGGUGGUAAGGUUAUCCUGAAUCCUGAGGACUCCUAUGUCCUACAAGAAGGGGAUGAAGUUCUUGUCAUAGCAGAAGAUGAUGACACUUAUGCUCCAUCAGCUUUACCAAUGGUCAAAGAAGCAACAUUCACACACAUUGUCAGACCGGCGAGAAAGCCACAGACGAUUCUACUUUGUGGAUGGAGGAGAGACAUUGAUGAUAUGAUUGUGGUUAUGGAUGCCUCUCUUGCCCACGGUUCAGAGCUCUGGAUGUUUAACGAGGUUCCAGAGAAUGAGAGGGAAAAGAAGCUCAUUGAUGGUGGUCUUGACAUCAGCCGUCUAGCAAAUAUAAUACUUGUUCAUCGUGAAGGGAACGCUGUUAUACGCCGUCAUUUGGAGAGUCUUCCACUAGAAUGCUUUGAUUCUAUCCUAAUUCUGGCUGAUGAGUCGGUCGAAGAUUCGGCCAUGCAAGCUGAUUCCAGAUCGCUUGCAACGUUGCUGCUGAUUCGUGAUAUUCAGGCAAAGCGGCUACCUUAUAGAGAAGCUACCGUGUCUCAAUCUCACAGAGGAAGUUUCUCCCAAGGUUCAUGGAUGGGUGAAAUGCAGCAGGCUUCAGAUAAAUCGGUUAUUAUAUCUGAAAUCUUGGAUCCAAGAACUAAGAACCUCCUUUCUAUGUCCAAAAUCAGCGACUAUGUCUUAUCUAACGAGCUUGUCAGCAUGGCACUGGCAAUGGUUGCGGAGGAUCGCCAAAUAAAUGAUGUGUUGGAAGAACUCUUUGCUGAAGAGGGAAAUGAGUUGCAUAUCAGGGAGGCGGAUCUCUACCUCCAUGAAGGAGAGGAGCUGAGCUUUUAUGAGAUACUGCUACGUGCCCGACAGAGAAGGGAAAUUGUCAUAGGAUACCGUUUGUCUAAUGCCGAGAAAGCCAUGAUAAAUCCCCCUGCAAAAACCGAAAAGCGAAGGUGGUCUCUGAAGGAUGUUUUUGUUGUGAUCGCUGAAAAGGAAUGAAAUAACAGAAACAAGUCUGACAUCUUACCUUAAACUUGAGCAUCAAAUCGUUGGAGCACCCCCGCUAUAAAUUGCGAAAAGGGGCCACAUUGUAGUGGUAAAAGGUUCGGGUCAGCUAGUUCAUUCU